UAUUCACGCCCUGAUCAAUCAGAGGGAAAGAGACAACACAAGAAUUGGCAUUCCAUGGCUAUGUGGGCAAAUUGACAGUUCAUUAAGAGAAAAACUGCAGCUUCAUGCACUCGAUAGCCGACAGGAUAACAACAACUACAAGUAACACUUGACAUUUUGACAUGCACUGAGUGAGUGCAGCAUCACAAAUCAAAGUUGAAGAGUUCAUGAGUCGCGACAGUUUUAAAGUGUAAAAAGUAUACAAACACAAUGAGAAAGCCACAAAAAUAAAACGACACAAUUCCGUAGAGCAGACAGGCCACACACAGGAUGAAAGACAAAACGCUUUUGGCAUAACAAAUGUGGGCGGAAUACAAAAAAGAUAAGCAAACAAAAAUGUAAGGAUUAAAAUGACAACAAUAAAAUUAUUAUACGAGUAUGAAUAGAGCGGCAUUGUGAAUAAGAGCAAAAGCAUAGCAGAGAGCAUAGGAAGGAAGCAGGUUGCUUUGGAACACUGGCGAGCGAAUAAGAGAAUGAUAAAGGAAAUUUCGCAGAACGAAUUGAAUUAAAUAACAUUGAUGUACCAACUGCUGAUGCUGUGAGAGCUACUGAUGCCGAAAACAACGGUAAAAGCACAAAAAUACUAAAGAAAAUAGAACAGAGCAAAAAAAAAGUAGACAAGUCAAGCUGAGUGAGGAUAAGGAAAAGAAUUGAAAUUGAAGUGGGUCUAUAGACGUCAGCUGUGUGGUCGGCGGGAGUGUAGCACAGGAAUUCGUAGUAGAAGGAAGCCAACUGAGCAGCAAGUGGAGAGGGUGUGCUCCAAAAUGAAAAAGCUACCAGUGGCCAUAUUGGCGAGCACUAUGCUGUUAUGUCAUGCGGCAGCGUUGGCCGGGCAUGUUGUGAAGCGUAGCUAUUCCGAUCAAAGUGUGCAUGGCUAUCAGGCGGAGCGCACCUGCUGGUGGAAUGAGGUGUGCAAGGAGGAAUUUCAAAAUCUUUUUCGUUGCAAGUGUCCACAAUUCUCAUACUGCCGUUCACCAGGACGCUAUUAUAAUGCGUAUUGUUCAAUGACCGACACUGGCUAUAUAUGGACGCAACCCACGUGGGAUUGGGUACCAUGAAUGCCAGCAUAAACAGUCGACUGCCUACAUAAAUAUACAUAAAUACAUGCAUACAUACAGAUAUACAGAUAUAUCUAUUAAAGUGCUUAGCACACUCAUUGAGAAUAGAACACCUAUAACUAUUUAUGCACAUACAUACAUACUUACAUAUUUAUGUAUGAAUAAAUGCCUUUAAUUAGGAUAUAAAAUAAUCGAGAAAAAAAAUAUGAAAACAAUUUAAUUGAAAAUUAUUAAGGACGAAUAUACAUACAUACACAUUUAUAUUUAUUUACAUAUAUAAUAUUUACAACAAAGGCACUUUAAGUGCCACUAAGUCAAUGAGAAAUGAGCAGAAGCUCAAAGCUUAGUUAUAUAGUACCUACAUACAUACAUAAAUACACGCUUGUAAGUUGAUUUACAUGAACUCGUACAUGUAUAUAUGUGUAUAUUUUUUUUUAUUUUUUAUUUUUUUUGACAUGAUAGGAUAAUAACCUGUACUUGCAGACUGCAGAGCCUAAGCGCUUAAGCUGUUACUUAACUUUUUUUAUUUAUAAAUUAUUAAGAAUAUUUAAUUUCCUCAGACCCCAACAGCAGCGUGCAAAAUAUUUUCUUGUGUCUUGCAAGCGCUUGUUGGUGAAUCUCUUAAUACUCUACCAUUUUGUUGUUGUAUCGGUUCGUUAACCACGCUUAGGCACAGAUUUAAUUAAUCUAAGUCGCAGAGGUCAAUGCUCUAAUACUGUAUCUUCGAGCUUAGUUAAACCUUGCAAGGUAUAAGAGUCAGGUGAGGUCUUAAAACUUUAAUUUCGCGAAUCUUUUGAGCAUCUGUGGACCUCGGACUGUAAUCUUAAGUCCAACUGACUGAAAGAGUAUAAUUAAAAUUAUCAUAAUUCUGGAAGACACUAUAUGCAAAGUGGCGAAAAUGAUUUAUUAAACCAAAAGUUACAAAGCGGUGAAUUUUUUAUUAAAAAAAGGAACAGACAACCUUCAGAGCUCGUUCCCUUUUCUGCCAAAGGCUCAGUGGCUUGCUUAAUACACGGCUGCAGGUCCAUUUAAGUAGUUGAAAGUCCGGACUAGAGGUCGAAAGUGAAGUGUGCUGAAAAGUGAGGAGUGCUGGAAAGCUAUAGAUACAUGUGUUUAUAUGUAUGUGUCCAAAUCUGUGGUACAAUAAUGCACAAACUUCAAAUACGAACUCACAACCAAGUUAUUGUCAUUCCACACCAGCUGAAUGAAUGAACUACCCAGAAGAAUCGAACAAUGAAGGGUUUUUGCGUCCUUGAGUUUGAAUGUACAAAAUUAACCUAAAUUCUUCUUCUUACUUUUAAAUUAACGUCCUUUAACAUAAUCAUCAACAAAACCACCCACACAUAAAUUCCCAAAAGCUUUCAUGGAUAGUUAACCAAGCAAUUUAAGCUUCCAAAUUAGUGAAACUUGUAGUUUAUUAGACCAGAAAUGUGUUAUAACGUAGAUAUGUAUAUAUCAUAUGUAUAUGUAUGUGUGAAAUAUGCAUUCAAAUUUGAGAUUGAUCGUCUGCACAUAAGCAAUUCGUACAUACAUACAUUUAAUAUUGCGUAAUACAUAUGCAUGCAUGUACAUAUGAGAAUAUACAUAUGUACUUACAUAUAUGUAUAUGCACGCAUAAUAAGUAUAUAAUUAAGCAAAAAAAAAUCCAUUGCAUUGUUAUAUUGACGCACAUGUCGUCAUGAUGUCUAAUUAUAGUUACAUAUAUACAUACAUACAUACAUACCUACAUUUGUAUAUAAUAUAGAUUUUCGUAUGUAUGUUGUUGUUGAUGAAGUUUUAUUGGCUGAUAUAUUAAUAAAUCUGUCAACUUAGA
Ceratitis capitata (Mediterranean fruit fly) is the source of this 2910-nucleotide messenger RNA. RefSeq lists its product as uncharacterized. The transcript is spliced from 4 exons. NCBI's taxonomy places the organism in Eukaryota, Metazoa, Arthropoda, Insecta, Diptera, Tephritidae. Bases 804 to 1097 code for a protein of 97 amino acids. The record is from RefSeq and is a predicted model, not a curated record.